AUGACUGCCAAUAUUCGUGCCUUGCUGCUGCUGAUUCUCGCGUUGUUUGUAGCGUCGUCAAAUGCCGAUCGGGAGGGGCACCACGUGCGGAAGCGCCUUUUGAGCCCGGUAAAUUCGGAUCCCCCGGUGUCGGCGAUCUGGGAGUGCGAGCUGGACGAGCCGUUUUGGAACGAGACGCUCGAAUUCGCCUUGGACGAGGCCAGGCGCGCCACUGGCCGUAUCUCGGAGUGUUGCAUAUUCCACGAGCGCUGCUACCACUAUCAACGCGGGCGGACUUGGUGUGACGAGGAUGUUUGUCGCUGUGUCCACAAGGCUAUUCAGAAAUCCGAAGGCCCCGGUGUGGCUCUAGCAAAGUGGAACGGGCUGCAAUGCGCCGAAAAGCUGGCCAAUUCGACGAGCGCCGAGCGGACGUACGCGAUCGUGGCCAAACGCCGCGAGGCGGAAGCUGAGAAUUGCGACCUGGACUGCCGUCGUUCGUUCGGCAUCUCGAUUUUCGUGGGCACGCUCGUGUUCGUCAUCUUCCUCCUCAUCAUCUUCUGCGCAAUCACCCGUCCCUCCAAGAUGGAGCGCGUCAAGAAGGAAAUGUUCUACCGCCAGCUGCAGACGGGCGGCCCGGAUUCCAGCAUCGGUCACGAGCCUCUGGUCAAGCCGCGCAUUUGC
Mesorhabditis spiculigera is the source of this 660-nucleotide messenger RNA. NCBI's taxonomy places the organism in Eukaryota, Metazoa, Nematoda, Chromadorea, Rhabditida, Rhabditidae. The record is from the annotation of a GenBank genome assembly.